Molecule: messenger RNA, 1791 nt
Organism: Mucor velutinosus
Lineage: Eukaryota; Fungi; Mucoromycota; Mucoromycetes; Mucorales; Mucoraceae
Exons: 9
Coding region: 1-1791 (596 amino acids)
Biological process (GO): transmembrane transport
Cellular component (GO): plasma membrane
Molecular function (GO): transmembrane transporter activity
Source: RefSeq, a predicted model, not a curated record
AUGGAACAGUCUUUACCAAAUUUUGCAAAAGAAGCCUUAUCUACAUUGAAGAAUAGCUUCUUUCAAGGCAGGGGAGGACAUUAUGCACAAAUGGACCAGGAAUCGGAGAACGAAGACAAUGGAGAUGACAAUACCAUGUCUCAUAGCUUAUUUUAUUCCAUUCAUCAAAAUCAACACAAUAUAAAUGAAGACAGUAUACCGCUGACUGAAUCAAAUGCCUAUUCAGAUAGAAGCCAGCUACUGUUUGAGCAAGAGGAUGAUGCAGAUUAUGAUGAUUCAGAUGUAGAAGAGAGCCCUAAACCUUCGGCCAUCUAUCUUGAUCAACCCAGCAGUUCCACAUUUGAUUUUGCAAAUACAAGGUCCUUAUCAGAAUCAUUACUGCCAACAUCCGCAUCGAUACCACCUGGAAUCACAGCCGCUGCGGACAGGAAAUACAGAGACCCCAUUUUCGCUGGACUAUAUGCCAUCUGCUUUGCAAUAUUCUUCAUAUCGGGUUUGAUUACAUUAUUUACCACCAAUAGUCACGCUAUCGAAGACUAUGUCAAGGGAUCUACGUUCAAAGCAAUAAGAGAUAGCGCAGGCAUCUUGUGUAUUAUAAUUGCAACCGCUUUAUUGAUUGGAACCAUCUGGCUGUAUAUAUUACGUACAUUUACGAAGACAUUUGUGUGGGGAACAGUGGUGUGUGUGCCAAUCACGCUGACUGUUGUGUUUAUAUGGACGCUGGUAGAGUCAUUACAGAGCAACUUUGUGUAUGAAGGGGAGAAACGAUCUUCAGCAAACGACACUGGAUUGACCGUCAUGUCAUUUAUUCCUCUCAUCCUAAAUCUGAUUUACAUCAAGGUGAUAUUUGAUAACAAGCAUAGAAUCAAUCAAACGGUGUCUGUUAUAGAGCUUGCAUGUGAUGUUGUUCGAUUUAAUCCUGGUAUCAUUCUUGUAUCUUUUGUUUUAUUGGCUACCUUCAUUGCGUUCUCUAUUGUAUGGAUUACAUUUUUCAAUCGACUAUGGUUAAUUGGUCAUUUGGGCGAUAAAUCUUCAAUGACGGGUGCUAUCUGGGUGGUCAACAACUAUGUGUAUUCAUUAGCGGCAUUCUACAUAUUCAUCUUUAUGUGGACAGCCAAAUUACUGGUGUAUAUGGAGAGAUUUGCCUUGUCAGCUAUCACUGCUCAAUGGUAUUUUCAUCGCAAUGACCCCUCGACGACAAACAACAACCCGCCCUGGAAGAGUGCACUGAUAAAAGCUUCAACCACAUCGUUUGGAACGCUUGCAUUUGGAAGCUUGAUUUUGGCAAUCAUCCAAUUCUUACAAUUUGUUGCCAGAUCUAUUAGAAAGUAUUCCAAAACAGCAAAGCCAUUUGCAGCAGUACUAUCCUUCAUACUACGAUACAUCGACGCUCUUGUUAGUACGUUCAGUAAUUAUACGAUUAGUUUGGCUGGUAUCACAGGGGAGAGUUUCUGCUCUGCUGCUACAUCUGCAACCAAGAUAUUUAGACGCAAUUUGCUAACUGGGUUGUUUGGUGAUCUUUUGACACAACUGAUUCUAUAUAUUGGAGCAAGUGUCAUCGCAUUGUCAUCUGGUUUCGGCGCUUAUGUUUAUGCCACUCAUAGCCUACACUCUCCUCAUGGAUUUCUGGUGGGGCUCAUCGGAACAUUGAUGCCUUGGUAUUUGUCUCAGUUCUUUUCGUACACUAUGAUGAGCAUCAUUGAUGCAAGUUUUCUUUGUUAUGCUAUUGAUUUAGACACAGGCACAGUUCAUCUGAGUGCUGCUCAUACUGCUUUUUCAGGUUUUGAUUAA